AUGCCGGCUCUCCAUCGGCCUCGUCCUUCUAUCGCCGUGUCGCCUUCACUGGGCUCCCGUCACCCUCGCACGCGGCAUGUCGCAGCACGCGUCCACUCCGGCGGAGGGGCAGCGGACGCCGCGCCAGGCGCUGCGCAGUCAGAGGUGGUGGCGUUCGACGCGCCGAAGAGCAUUCCGGGGAUGAUGGAGCUGCGCCAGCUGCUGACCCACGACCCCGUCGGCGGGUGGGACAAGGCGUGGCAAGCGAGCACGACGCCAUGGGACCUGGGCGGCGUGACGCCGGCUGUAGCGGCGCUCGUGGCGGCACAAGAGGGGUCGCCGCUGCACCUGCCGCCCUCCAUCCGCCGCGUGCUCGUCCCCGGCUGUAGCACCGGCUAUGACGUGGAGGUGUUGGCAUCGGAUGGCAGGGAGGCGACGGCCCUUGACAUCUCGCCUGCCGCUGUGGUGCAUGCUGAGAAGAGAAGGUGGGCGUGCGUGGCAUGGCCCGCUCUACCCUCUCAACCCUCUCCUUCUCCCGCCCAUCCUCCUCCCGUUUGCUGCUCACCAGCGAUUGGAGGGGGUGACAAACAGGGCGGCCAUGGCGUUUUAGUGUGGCAACUGUUUUCACUACCGCCCACCACAGCCCACCACAGCCCUUCCACGCCGCGCCAUCUUCGACUGCCCGUGAGCCCAGCCCGCCCCCAAGCCUCUCACCCCCCACCGCUCUCCCUCUCACUCCCUCACAUACCAAGCACCUGCUGCCAUACUAGCUAUCCCUCCUCUGCUGCUCUCCUUGCCCCAGUCGUGUGCCUGGCAUCUCAAACGCUCCGCCAUCUGGUGUGUCGCAUUCUCUCCUACUGUCACCAACACCAUGUACCCGUCAUCCCCCUUCCCCCUCAACCAGUCUCUGUCAGUGCCCACAUGCCCCAUCGCCCCUGCCAUGCCCCUCACACCCUCAUGCCCCCGCGCACCAUCCCUCCAUGUCCCCCACGCACCAUCCCUCCAUGUCCCCCAUGCACCGUCCCUCCAUGUCCCUCCACGGGUCUCACCGCGUGCAGGUCCUUCUGUGCGCUGGCGCCAUCGCUGAGGGGCAAGAUAGCAGAGCUGCUCGCAUUACUCUCAUGUUCCCCGUGCAUCGAUGGACACGAGGGCGGCCCACCCUAUGCCGUCUCCAAGGACAGGUGCGCCCCUCCUCUCCCCGCGUCCUCCCUCGCCCCUCUCCCGCCUCUCUUCCCUGUCCACCCUUUCCCUACUCUCUCCCUUUCUCCCUUGUUCUACCUGUCCCCCUUGUUCCCCCUUGUCCCCCCUGCUCCGCCUGGUCCGCUUGUCACAUCCGCUGUCACCAGGUCAGUGCUCACAGUCAGUGUGCGUCAGGGCACAGGUCACCAGGGCACGGGGCACCAAGGCAUGGGGCACCAGGGCACUGCUGUGCUUGUCACCACUGCUGGGCUUGUCACCACUGCUGGGCUUGUCACCACUGCUGGGCUUGUCACCACUGCUGUGCUUGUCACCACUGCUGUGCUUGUCACCACUGCUGGGCUUGUCACCACUGCUGGGCUUGUCACCACUGCUGUGCUUGUCACCACUGCUGUGCUUGUCACCACUGCUGGAUUUGUCACCACUGCUAUGCUUGUCACCACUGCUGGGCUUGUCACCACUGCUGGGCUUGUCACCACUGCUGGGCUUGUCACCACUGCUGGAUUUGUCACCACUGCUGUGCUUGUCACCACUGCUGUGCUUGUCACCACUGCUAUGCUUGUCACCACUGCUGGGCUUGUUGCUCACUCCCUCUCUGGCUCAUUGCAUGUGCGGCCACUCACCUGCCUCUGGGUUCCUCUCCCCUUGACUGCACCAGGAGGCGGCUGCUUCUCUCCUUCUCCCCUUGUCUGCACCAGAAGGCGGCUGCUUCUCUCCUACUCCCCUUGUCCGCACCAGAAGGCGGCGGCUUCUCUCCUACUCUUCUUGUCUGCACCAGAGGGCGGCUGCUUCUCUCCUUCUCCCCUUGACUGCACCAGGAGGCGGCUGCUCCUCUCCUUCUCCCCUUGUCUGCACCAGAAGGCGGCUGCUUCUCUCCUACUCCCCUUGUCUGCACCAGAAGGUGGCGGCUUCUCUCCUGCUCUUCUUGACUGCACCAGAAGGCGGCUGCUUCUCUCCUUCUCCCCUUGUCUGCACCAGAAGGCGGCUACUUCUCUCCUUCUCCCCUUGUCCGCACCAGAAGGCGGCUGCUUCUCUCCUUCUCCCCUUGUCCGCACCAGAAGGCGGCUGCUUCUCUCCUUCUCCCCUUGUCUGCACCAGAAGGUGGCUGCUUCUCUCCUACUCCCCUUGUCCGCACCAGGAGGCCGCUGCUUCUCUCCUUCUCCCCUUGUCUGCACCAGAAGGCGGCUGCUUCUCUCCUUCUCCCCUUGUCUGCACCAGAAGGUGGCUGCUUCUCUCCUACUCCCCUUGUCCGCACCAGGAGGCGGCUGCUUCUCUCCUUCUCCCCUUGUCUGCACCAGGAGGCGGCUGCUUCUCUGCUUCUCCCCUUGUCUGCACCAGAAGGCGGCUGCUUCUCUGCUUCUCCCCUUGUCUGCACCAGAAGGCGGCUGCUUCUCUACUUCUCCCCUUGUCUGCACCAGAAGGCGGCUGCUUCUCUCCUUCUCCCCUUGUCUGCACCAGAAGGCGGCUGCUUCUCUCCUUCUCCCCUUGUCUGCACCAGAAGGCGGCUGCUUCUCUCCUUCUCCCCUUGUCCGCACCAGAAGGCGGCUGCUUCUCUCCUUCUCCCCUUGUCCGCACCAGAAGGCGGCUGCUUCUCUCCUUCUCCCCUUGUCUGCACCAGGAGGCGGCUGCUUCUCUCCUUCUCCCCUUGUCUGCACCAGAAGGCGGCUGCUUCUCUCCUUCUCCCCUUGUCUGCACCAGGAGGCAGCUGCUUCUCUCCUUCUCCCCUUGUCUGCACCAGGAGGCGGCUGCUUCUCUCCUUCUCCCCUUGUCUGCACCAGAAGGCGGCUGCUUCUCUCCUUCUCCCCUUGA
Closterium sp. NIES-65 is the source of this 2985-nucleotide messenger RNA. Lineage: Eukaryota; Viridiplantae; Streptophyta; Zygnematophyceae; Desmidiales; Closteriaceae. The record is from the annotation of a GenBank genome assembly.